GGGGCGGCGCCCGCCUCUUCCCAGCCCCAUCUAAUCCCCCUGCGGGUUCCAGCUCCACCCCCUUUGGGCCUCUGGGGCUGCUGGGCCCUGAGUUCCCUUCUCAGGUUCUCCCAGAUCUCCCAGGGUUUGACUUUCUUGGGAGGGACGGGGCGUGGGCACCUGCGGAUCACAGCCCACCCCAGCUGUCCUGGCAGCCUCGGGGUUUGAUGGGAAGGGGCGGGGAGGCCAGGUGGUACAGAAAAUGGGGGAGUGGGGGACUGGCAGGUGAGGGGUGCAAGGGUCCUGGGAGUUGCUGCUGCCCCCGGAGGAGGAACGGGCCGAGGCUGGGCUGCAGCUCUGCCUGGGCAGUAGCUGCUCCCAGUGGACUCCCUUCCGGCUGGGGUGGGGUUCCUGGAAACAGCUCCACCCUGCCUCUCUCGACCUGGCUCAGGGCUCAGGAAUGGCACGCCCCAGAAACUCCUGCCUGACUUGUCCUGGCCUGGGCUAGGGUGCCAGGGCCUGGGUGCAGAAGUCCUCGGCAGUGCCCAGAUGCCAGUGCCAGAUGGGCAGCAGGAGGCUCUGGAGGCCGUGCCCAGGCUCUGAACUACCCUAGGUCUGCAGACUGACUGGCCGUGGGCCCUAGAUAUGGCCCAGCCACUGGCCUUUGUCCUCAAUGUCCCAGAGACCCCAGAGGACCCAGAGGGCAGCCAGGAGCCCAGCCCCUAUGAUGAGAGCGAAGUGCACGACUCCUUCCACCAGCUCAUCCUGGAGCAGAGCCGCUGGGCUGCUGAGGAGGGCCUGGAGCUGCAGCGGAGGGAGCCGGGGACCGGAGCCCUGGGGGACUCAGGCAGUGACCGCCAGGCCCUGCUGGGGCCUGAGGACGCCCCCGCCCACAGCACGGCCACGCUCCGCAUCCUGGCCAGCAUGCCCAGUCGCACCAUCGGCCGGAGCCGGGGUGCCAUCAUCUCCCAGUACUACAACCGCACCGUGAAGCUGCGUCGCCGGGCCAGCCGGCCUGAGCUCAAGGCCGCCAGCCGCUCAGCCCGGCCCAGCCUCCGCCUGUAUGACCUGGAGCUGGACCCCAUGGUCCUGGAAGAGGAGGAGAAGCGGACCCUCCUGGUGAAGGAGCUUCAGGGCCUGCCAGUGGCCCAGCGGGACCACAUGCUUCGGGGGAUGCCUCUGAGCCUGGCCGAGAAACGCCACCUGCGAGAGGACAGCCGGAGCCCGAGGGGCAAGCCGAGGACCCAGCAGGGCGGCCGGGGGCUCCUCUCCUGCUGCGGCCAGCUCCGGGACGGCUGUAUCCUGGCCUUGCACAACCUGGGGCUGGCGCUGCUCUCAGGGCUGCAGGCCCUGAAGCCCUGGCACUACGCCCUGAAGCGGAUCGGGGGUCAGUUCGGCUCCAGCGUCCUCUCCUACUUCCUCUUCCUCAAGACUCUGCUGGCCUUCAACACGCUCCUGAUGCUGCUACUGCUGGCCUUCAUCGUGGGCGUGCAGGCUGCCUUCCCGCCCACGCCUUUGGGCUCCGUGCCUGCCUUCACGGGCCUGGAGCUCCUCACUGGCGGGGGUCGCUUCACCCACACCGUCAUGUACUACGGCUACUACAGUAAUGCCACCUUGAACCAGCCUUGUGUCCCCACACUGGAUGGCAGCCAGUGCACCCCUGAGGCGGGCAGCCUGCCCUACAACAUGCCCCUAGCCUACCUCUUCACCAUGGGGGUGGCCUUCUUUAUCACCUGCAUCACUCUGGUGUACAGCAUGUCUCGCUCUUUUGGGGAGAGCUACCGUGUGGGCAGCACCUCGGGGGUCCAUGCCAUCACUGUCUUCUGUUCCUGGGACUACAAAGUGACUCAGAAGUGGGCCUCCCGCCUCCAGCAUGACAACAUCCGAACCCAGCUGAAGGAACUGCUGGCCGAGUGGCAGCAGCGGCAGGGCCACCGGAGCAUGUGCGUGUGGCUGCGGCAGGUGGCUGUGCUGGGGCUCGUGUGGCUGCUGUAUCUGGGGACCACGCUGGGCUGUGCCGUGGCCGUCUACACCUUCUCAGAGCUUGUGAUUGAGCGUCCGGUGUCUGCCGAGCGCGAGGGGGCGCUGCUGGCCCUGCCCGUGGUGGUUGGCCUCAUCAACCUGGGGGCCCCCUACCUGUACCGCUGCCUGGCCGCCCUGGAGCGGCAUGACUCCCCGGUGCUGGAGGUGUAUGUGGCCAUCUGCAGGAACCUCAUCCUCAAGAUGGUCGUCCUGGGGAUUCUUUGCUACCACUGGCUGGGCCGCAGGGUGGGCGCCUUAAAGGACCAGUGCUGGGAGAACUUCGUGGGCCAGGAGCUGUACCGGCUCAUGGCGAUGGACUUCAUCUUCACGCUGCUGGACACGCUUUUCGGGGAGCUGGUGUGGAGGCUCAUCGCUGAGAAGAAGCUUCAGAGGGGGAAGCCGGAGUUCGACAUCGCAGGGAACGUUCUGGAGCUGAUUUACGGGCAGACCCUGACCUGGCUGGGGGUCCUCUUCUCCCCGCUGCUCCCCGCCAUGCAGAUCAUCAAGCUGCUGCUCCUCUUCUAUGUCAAGAAGACCAGCCUGAUGGCCAACUGCCAGGCGCCGCGCAGGCCGUGGAAGGCUUCCCACAUGAGCACCGUCUUCAUCUCGCUGCUCUGCUUCCCCUCCUUCCUGGGCGCUGCCAUCUUCCUCUGCUACGCCGUCUGGCAGGUGAAGCCCUCGAGCAUCUGCGGCCCCUUCCGGACCCUGAACACCAUGUAUGAGGCCGGCAAGGUGUGGGCGGGCCGCCUGGAGCAGGCGGGCCCCGGCGUCUCGUGGCUGCCCUGGCUCCACCGGUCCCUGGUGGAAAACACCUUCCCCGUCUACCUGGUGUCCGCCCUGCUGCUGGCCGUGAUCUACCUCAACAUCCAGGUGGUGAAGGGCCAGCGGAAGGUCAUCUGCCUCCUCAAGGAGCAGAUCAGCAACGAGGGAGAAGACAAAAUCUUCCUCAUCGACAAGAUCCAGUGUGUCUACGAGAGGAAGGAGAGGAGCAGGAUCGGCAGGACCGAGGCAGCUGUGAGGCCCCCAGCGCUGCUCAUAGAUGACGCGGACGCCUGCUAGGACAGCCCGGGUCUGGCGGUCUGUGCCCCCGUUUCCUCAGCUCCACAGGCACCGAUGCUGACAGGGACGCGAGGACGGACUUGCCUGAGGCUGCAGCACCCGGGGGGCACACUGCGUGGGACUGUCUAUUCUGAUUAACCACAGUUUGCAAAACGGGCUCAUCUCUUGGGAGUCGGUGCUUACACCAGGCGUGUGUAGGUACCACAGUGCCCCCACCCCCUGCUCUGGGCCCGCAGCCUGCCUCCUGCUGCCCCCUGGACGGCCUCCAGGCCAAGGUCAGAGGAACCCUGGCCUCCUGUACCUGCCACCCCUUCGGUUUCUCCUUCUGCUGCUUCAAGGCUCCUUUCCUUUCUGCGCCAGGCCCUGGGCCUCACCAGAUGCUCUGGGGGCUCCCCUGAUGCUGGGCUCCUGAAAAAACAGGUUUGGUGGGGCUUCAGUGCUGAGCACAGGGAGCCCUCUGCUGGCGCAGCCCCAGAUGGCAGGGAUGGACCACGCUGUGGCUUCAGACGCUGCCCCUGCUAGCCUGUGCCCCUGGGGCUGGCACCACUGGGGGGGUGGGGGGGGGUGAGGCAGGCAGGCUAGAACAACGACAGGGUGUGCAGAGGUGACAAAGUGAUACUUUAGAGCCUGUUGGGGUGAGUCAUUUGCUAGUGAGCCAUGGGGAGAGAAGCCUGCAGGCAACCGUGCCCAGGCCUGUGGCAGGAGAGGAGUCUGGCUGUCUGGCACUGGUGAGGGGCGACCCCUGUGUGAUGCAGUGGGCCUGAGGGUGCUGAACACAGGAACUGCGGAAGUGGCCCUGAUGGGGGAGUGGCAGUGGGCCCACCUCCCCUCAUCUCAGGAUGGGAAGAACCCGGGAGAGGGAAGCCUGGCCUGGGCGGCCGGGUCCGACCCACGGCGGCGGCGAUGCUACUGCCUAGGCUGGCCCCACAUGGUCCCAUGCCUGGUGCUCCUGUGUUGUCACCUGCGGACUUGGCCCCAGGGGCCCAUCCUGUGUCAACCUGACUUCCUCAGGCGUCUUUGAUGACAGGCCAGGCGUCCUGGGCUUGUUGUGGCAGGUCCUAGCCAGGAGGGGCCUAGGGACCCUGUGGGCAGCUGGCUCAAUGCGCGUGGCGACUCCCGCGGGGCCUCGGGCUCUCCAGGCCAACACCCUCGACGCCUGCCUCUGCACGAACAGCAUGGACGGGCUUUUGGGUGGACGUCCAGCCCUUGCGGGCGUUACCUUCGGCUGCGAUGGGGCCCACCUCACGUGCCCCGCAGCACCUACGAGGUCGGGACAAGCUGCUGAGGACACACAGGAGUGGGCCCGCGGCUGUUUCCGAGGUCCUGGCUGUGAUGCUCAGUGGGGGUCCCUGGUUACUAACUCGAGCGCUAGUCACAGUGCAGCCACGACAGCGUUUGUGGAGGGCUCACCAGCCGGUCACUGGCUUUAAGAUUAUACCCGGAGAUGGGGAGGGGCGCCUCCGCCCAUCAGGGGCGAGAGCGCCAGAGCAAAGCGGGGGUCUUCCCAGAGGAAACCGUGCCUGGGGCGGCGUCACCCGCCUGCCCGGCCGGUCCUCCUGCCGCGCGCCUCUGGUGCAGUUUCUGAUGCACGUGUGGCCUCCGGACCCUCCAGCUGGACUCUUCCGUGGUGGAGCCCACGUGGGGCUGGGUGAGUGAUGGCUGUUGAGUCAGAAGGGCCUGGAUUUGAUCCUCUUCAGCUCGCGGCCAUGUGCACGCUCUGCAACCUCUCCCAGAUCCAUUUCCUCACCUCAUGGGGCUGUUGGAACAAUGGACACAGUCUAGACAGUGCCAUUCCACGCCUGGCACGUAGUAGUUUUGCCAAAAUAAAUAAAUAAAUAAAUAAAAAUAAAAGACAAAUGAGAUCAACUGAACUAUUGAAAACUGCCAUUCCAAUGAGUGAGAGGUUGACAGUUUUGGCCUUGGCUGCUCAGUGGGACCAACUGGGGAGCUUUAACAGGUCAGGCGUCUGGGCCUGCAACCAGAAAUUCUGGUUGAAUGGGUCUGAGGCGUGUCCAGCACUGGGAUUUUUAACCAUUUCUGGAUAACUCCAACAUGCAGAGAACCAGCAUCUGAAAUGCCAAAGCCAGAAGCUUCUGCGCACGUAGGGGGCGUUUGGAAAUGUGCCUGUGGCUUUCAUGAUGACUGGGGGGCCAGACUCUGAGGCUAGACCUGCUGCCACUCAAGGGACAGGGCCACGCAAGCAAACCUCUCGAGCGCGUUUCCGCUGUGAAAGCUGCUGUGCAAAGCUGGUCCGUGCACUUCAGGUUUCCGCCGUGAUUCCAGUGUGGUUUCUUCCCGAUCCAUCCCACAAAUUCUCUUCCUGCAAAGAAUCUUCUUGAAAUGCCCUUCUCCCGUCUUCCCCUUCUCAGAGACCAUGUGCUCAGGUCCUCAGCCCCCGAAACCUUGUCUUUGCGCCCCUCGGGUCGGUGCAGGCCGUGACAGCUCCCUCCAGGCCUCUCCUCUGCACGACAGUCCCUCUGUACACGGCGAGCUUCCUGCUGCUCUGGAUGCCCUCCCCGCCUUCUUUGGCUUCUCCCACAGUGUUGCCAGAACCGGUUUUUAAAAAGUGCAGUGCUGAGCCUUGAGUUUUUCCUUGAUUCCAGGCUCUUUUUCACCCGUGGGCACCAGGAACCGCCCCCACUCCAGGCCGUGAAGUGGUCACUGGCUUUCGCUGUGCUCCCUCUGCCCCUGCUCUCCCCAGGCUGCCGCAACCCCAUCGGCCGCCCAGCCCAGGGCAGUGCCACCUCCUCCGUGAAGCCUGCCUUACCCUCAGGACAUGCUGGAGCUGUUCACUCCCUGGUGGCUAUCCUGGAUGUGCGGGUGCAGGAGGAGCUCCUGCCCGCGGAAGGCACGGCUCUCAGCGCCAUGGAGUCGCUGCUGCAGGUGCACAUGAGCUUGGGUGUCAAGGACACUGGCCCGUCCAGUUCUGAGACCCGCUCUUCCUCCUCGAGGUCCCAAAUUGCUCCCGUCCUGCCCACGGGGGGCCAGCCAGGGUCCUAUCUCCCGGAUAAAAGGUGGUUGUAACCCCUGAGAGUAGAGAGAGAAAGACGUUCCUUCUGCUGCUCUGGGCGUGGCUCAAAGGACACUUGGCUGGUCUUCAAGAGGCUCUCCUUACGCGCCUGAGGAAACAGAAGCACCGGGGCUGGACUUAUUUAAGGGCACAGCAGAGCAACGCCAGAUCCUUCACCCACUGAGCGAGGCCAGGGAUCGAACCUGCAACCUGAUGGUUCCUAGCCGGAUUUGUUUCCACUGUGCCAUGAUGGGAACUCCAUUUCUCUGGAUAUUUCUGAUGCCCAGACAGGGUCAUGGGUGAGAGCGAGCAGUGGUCCUUGGCUGGGGCCGCUUCCCAUGGCUGCCCCGACAGCGCUGGUCCCCCCCCGGGGGGGGGAGUGGGUCCAGGUGGGUAGCAGGUGGGGAUCUCUAGUUCUUUUUUUGGUGUUUUUUUGGCCCCGGCGUAUGGAGUUCCCAGGCCAGGAAUCAGAUCCGAGCCGCCGAAGCUGCGACCUAAGCCUCAGCUGUGGCAGCGCUAGAUCCUUAACCCACCGUGCCGGGCUGGGGAUUGAACUUGCGUCCUAGCGUUCCCAAGAUGCCGCUGAUCUCGUUGUGCCACAGCGGGAGCUCCUGGAGACCUCUAGUUCUACCGCACCUCUCGACGACUAUUAAUAGGAGCUCAGUGUUGACUGCAAAAUCACAAAAAUGAUAAAGUUACAAGUCAAGCAACGGAAACUUGGAGUUUAUUUAAUUAUAAAUGCAAACUCUGAGGCUAACACAAAAAGACAGGGAAUUUCUUACACACAGAAGGACAAGUCUCGCUCCCAACACAUGCAAAGUGAAUAUGGAUGACAUCCGUCUUUGAAAAAUAAAAAACACAGGUAUUCGAACAGCCAAGAAAAAAAUUGCAAUUUAUUAAGAUUCAACAAAGCGUUGUACUUUUGAAAGCAACUGUCGGUGCAUUUUCUUCAACAAUCACAUUCUAUGAAGAAAAACAUUAAAAGCCACAAACUCGGUUUUUAAUCUCAGAGUUACAGACGUCUUUAAUUCAAAAUAAAAGGUCAAAACAAAACAAAACCCCAACAACAACAACAACAACAAAAAAAAACAGAAACAAACAAACAGAUUCUUUACUUCCAUCCCCAAUUUAAAAAUAUCAGGAGUUUUCUACAACUCGAUGCUAAAUGCAGCUUGGGAAGCUGGGUGCACGCACACACGCACGCACCUAUAUUUGAUGUACGUUUGCAGAGACGUGGACACCAAAUAUACAGAGUGCGUGAAUAGGCAAUGAGAUGCAGUUACUCUGAGGAAGGUCUGUUUAGCUAAAUACACUACCGAACUUGAGAAAAAAGUCUGGAACCAGUUUGUGCAUAGUUCAUGAUCCUCUAUAAAACCAGCUUUUGUGGAUCUGCAAUUUUGCAGGAACUUUUUUUUUCCUUUUCUUUUUUUUUUGUUUUUUUGUUUUUUUUUUUCUUGUUUUGUUUUGAUAAAACCAUUAAAAAGCUAAUUAAAAAAAAUGUAAUGCACAAGUUUCCUGAUCAAGCAGGCAGGGAGCACAAUGUUCAUAUAUAUAUAUUUUUAAACAUACUUGAGGGUAUGUUACUCCAUUGUCUGUCUUUCUUGCAAAAACAAUCAAAACAUUGAUCAUUUUUAAAACAUAAAGCAAUUUUUAAUAUAUAAAGCACUCUUCGAACAUCUAUUUCCUUUGAGUCCGUUAUUUGGUACAUACGUAACUGCUACACGUUAGAGAUUAGGUAUCUUUCUUCUUUGUGGGUUUUUUUUUUCCUCUUUUUUUCUUUUUUUUUUUCUUUGUUUUUUGUUUGCUUGUUUUUUUAAUAACAUCUUCAGUGCUAGAAGUUGGGUUACAAAAUACAUGAAAUGGUGUGGAGCUGCCCCUCGGGAACCCUGGCUUUCCUGAGAGCGCAUCCGCGUGUGCAAGACAGUGACCACCACUCGUCCCUCGAUGGAGGGACAGUGGACAGAGUCCACGACGAUGGCCGGAGGGGAAAACAACACUGCUCAAUCCCAGAGCUCUGAAGGAGCGGACCUGCUUCUGAAAAUAGCUUUCUUUACGACGGAAGUCUUUUUUUUUUUUUUUUAAAUUCCUUUUUUAAUUUUUUUUUUUUUUUUUUUUUUUUUUUUUUUUAAUUUUAAAGUCUGAAGGAGAAAAAAAGGUCUGUAAACAGGUGGGAGCCCUCACCACGGGCUCCUCCGAAAGCAGUCACAACCCACGUCCAAGUGCUUGUUCCCGUUCCUCCCGAGGAACCAUCCAUCCUCCACAAGUAUCUAUGGCCACAGUUCAGCAAGAGUUUUUUUUCUCUUUAACUUUAUAUUCCAAAUGGAAAAAUGGUGCAAUACUCUGGUAAUAAUUUUCUUGCAUUAGUCCACAAUAAAAAGCUGCUAAAGGUAGGUAUACAUAUUAUUUCUCCAGAGAUAUACACUGUAAUUUUUAAACGCAAUAACAGAGUCCUUGAGUAAACAUUUACACAUGAAUUGUCACCAGCCCUGUCCUAAGAAUUCUCUUUAAUGUAUAGGAUUAGCUAAAGGAAGGGCAGGGACACUCAGUGCAAAGUUAGAAGCUAAUAAUAAUAACAAACCUUUGACCAAUGCGCCAAAAAA
Molecule: messenger RNA, 8670 nt
Organism: Sus scrofa (pig)
Lineage: Eukaryota; Metazoa; Chordata; Mammalia; Artiodactyla; Suidae
Gene: TMC6
Product: transmembrane channel like 6
Cellular component (GO): plasma membrane
Molecular function (GO): mechanosensitive monoatomic ion channel activity
Source: RefSeq, a predicted model, not a curated record